AUAAAAUGGAGACAACUUAUAAAUGUUCAUUUUGUUAAAACAAUAUCUAAAUGAGUCAAUAAUCAUUUCAUAAAUAUUUAUGCUUAGAUUAUUAAAUCACUCAUUUUGUCUCUAAGAUUAUUAGAUUGGAGAAACACAAUAAACUGUCUUCAGAUAAAUGGGAUUUCAUUAAUAAGUACAUAGAAUUGCUUUACAACCAUUACAGAGAAGAAGUUAUUCAAAAAAGUGUGUUUAUUUCAGAGAUAUAAAAAGAGGAAUGAAUUAUUAAAUUAUUUAUGUUAUCAUAUUAUAGUACAGGACAGUUUCCUAAAUCUUUAGAUCCACCCUCUCGUUUCAAGCAACGAUAAGCAAGCAAAGGAGAUGGAGAAUCUAUGUACAAAAGAAACUUUGAAGAUCCCCAGAAACAUGAUUUCAAACAAAGUGCUCAUGCUUUGAAUUAAGAGUUCCAUCAUAAACAAUACCAUAAAAUUAAUGCUGACUAUAAGGAUCGCUUCUUUGAUACUAUGCAUAACACUACAAAUCAAUAAAAAUAGGAAGAUAGGCUAUUUUAUGAAAGUGCUGCACGACAACAGAAUCUAGAUUAACCAAAUCAUUUGCAUAAUUGGAAAAUUGUAAAGGAGAGACAAUAUGCAGAACGAGUGCAAUAACAAUCUAAAUGUGAUCAAGGGAAACUUGUAAGCAAGAAUGAAUAUUAAGCUACUCAAUCAUCAAAUACUGAAUCUAAGACCAAUACCUUGGCUAGAUCAAAUAUGUUCGAAAUAUCAAAGCCUUUAUUAAGAAUUAACAAUGAUCUCAAAAGCUAAUAAUUGAUAAAAAAUGUGUAGAUCGUAUCUGAUGAUAUCCCCGAUUGGUGUUCCUCUACUAAUAAAUAUUAUACUCCUGAACAUAUUGAAGAAAUUAAGAAGUAAAGACAGUAACAAUUAGCUAAAGCUGACAUCUUGGGUAAUUUUAUUAAGGAACCCAAGAAGGAUCCCGAUAAUAAAGUUUAUCAAGACAAUCCCUUUGUUGGCUAAAGAUAUGAACCUAAACGCAUGUGUUUAUUUUAUGACAAACCAGAUCAUGUGAGGGGAUAAUAAUGUGCUACUUAGGAUUUAAGCAAAUCUAAAGUGAAUUUAACAUGGAAAGAGAAUGUUUCAUCCUAAAGAUUUGAACCGAGAUUACCAGUGUCCAUAGGAAGAACAGAUUAACCUGUGAUUAAAUCCCUUAAUUAAAAAAGAGAUCCCAAUUUUCCAAAAGUAGAAAAAAUUGGAUAAUCAGAUGUUUAUAAAAAAAUAGAAAAGGAUAAACCAAUCCAAUUAAAAAUUGGCCAUGGUUCUCCUUCUACGUUGAAUCCAGUCAAAUAUUGACAUAUUUGUUACAUAAUUUAAUUGUUUUAAAUAUAAUACUAUUUAUUCUA
Molecule: messenger RNA, 1396 nt
Organism: Paramecium tetraurelia
Lineage: Eukaryota; Ciliophora; Oligohymenophorea; Peniculida; Parameciidae
Exons: 6
Source: RefSeq, a predicted model, not a curated record